AUGGCAGAAAUUCCUAAUGAUAUAUUUAACUCCUUAAAAGAACUAAAAAUACUUUUACUUAAUAAUAAUUCAAUCAGUUCAAUUGGUGACGAAAGUUUUAUAAAUUUAAAUAAAUUAACGUAUUUGGAUUUAUCAGCAAACAAGAUAAAUGAAAUUCCUGAAAAAGUUUUCGAUUCAUUAAAUAUUUUAAACAACAAUUCCAUUAGAUUAGUUGAUGAUGAAUCUUUUUCUAAUUUAGGCAAUUUACAAUAUUUAGAUUUAUCAGUAAAUAAUAUUACUGAAAUUCCAGAUCAAUUGUUUAAAUUAUUAGCCAAUACUAAUAAACAGAAUAUAUUUAAUGAAUUUUGUUUUGAAAUUCCAACAGUAUCUGAUUUUUUACAAUCGAAUAAAAUUCAUGAAAUUGAUCCCGAAGCUUUUCGUUCCUUGAUUGACUUAAAAUCUUUAAAUUUAGGCCAUAAUUUGUUAGAAAUUUUACCAACAGGACUAUUUACAAGUUUAAAAAAUUUACAAGAAAUUAAUUUAUCUGCUAAUAAAUUAAAAAUAUUGCCAGAUAAUAUAUUUUUAAAUUUACAAUCACUAAGAUCUGUUAAUUUUGAUUUUAAUAAUUUACAUUAUUUAUCUCCGUUGGCUUUAAAAAAUAGAUUUAAUUAUCAAUCAUAUAAUGGCUAUAUUCCAAUUUGUGUUGUUACUAAUUUUGGAACAUGUAUUGAAAAUCCAAAUUUAGAUGUAGAUUCAGAUGCAUUUCAGCAGCAUUUAAAUGUUUAUUAUCGUAUUAUUAACUUUACUCCUGAAAUGAAUUUGGAAUCUCAACAACUGUAUGAAAUAAUUGUUUGA
Messenger RNA from Chrysoperla carnea, 834 nucleotides. Its product is annotated as leucine-rich repeat-containing protein 15-like. Gene Ontology annotation, molecular function: protein binding. The transcript is spliced from 4 exons. NCBI's taxonomy places the organism in Eukaryota, Metazoa, Arthropoda, Insecta, Neuroptera, Chrysopidae. The record is from RefSeq and is a predicted model, not a curated record. Bases 1 to 834 code for a protein of 277 amino acids.